CUGGGCUGCCCAGCCAUGCUCUGGGCACUCUGGCCAAGGUGGCUGGCGGGCAGGGGGCUGCCCCUCUUGGGGGCAGUGCUGCUGCGGAAGAGAGAGAAGAAAGGACCUCAGUGGAGACACUGGCAGCAGGAAACCCACCCAUACUAUGACCUCCAGGUGAAGGUGCUGAGGGCCAGGAACAUCCGGGACACAGACCUGCUGUCCAAAGCUGACUGCUAUGUGCAACUCUGGCUACCCACAGCGUCCCCCAGCACCGCCCAGACAAAGACGGUGGCCAACUGCAGUGACCCGGAGUGGAAUGAGACCUUCCACUACCAGGUCCAUGGUGCUGUGAAGAACGUCCUGGAGCUCACCCUCUAUGACAAGGAUGUCCUGGGCAGUGACCGACUCUCCCUGCUCCUGUUUGACCUGAGGAGCCUCAAGCCAGGCCAACCGCACAGGCACACCUUCUCACUCAACCACAAGGAUUCACAAGAGCUGCAAGUGGAAUUUGUUCUGGAGGAGAGCCAGGUGCCUGCGUCUGAAGUCAUCACCAAUGGGGUCCUGGUGGCUCAGCCCUGUCUGAGAAUCCAGGGCACCCUUGGGGAACAUGGAACAGCCCUACAUCGAGAGUAUGGCCAUCGGCACAUCCAGCUGGCAGUGCCUGGCGCCUACGAGAAGCCACAGCUCUUGCCUCUGCAGCCUGCUGUGGAGCUGGGCUUCCCGCCCACUUUUACCUUCCACGUGAACCCAGUGCUAAGCUCCAGGCUGGAUGUGGAGCUGGGAGAGAAGCUCACCAUCCUGCAGAGCGGCCCGAGUGCUGAGCUGGAGUCCCAGGCCAGCAAUCUGGGCGAGGGGAGUAUCCUGCUCUCCUCUUUGCCCCUAGGCCAGGAGGAGCAGUGCUUCGUGGCCCUGGGGGAGGGCCAGGAGGUGGCGCUGAGUGUGAAGGCAGAAAUGAGCUCUGGGGACCUUGACCUGCGCCUUGGCUUUGACCUCUGUGACGGGGAGCAGGAGUUUCUGGACAAGAGGAAGCAGGUGGUGUCCAAGGGCCUGCAGCAGGUGCUGGGACUCAGUGGGGCUCCAGACAGUGACCAGGUGCCUGUGGUGGCUGUGCUGGGUUCCGGGGGUGGAACACGAGCCAUGUCUUCCCUGUACGGCAGCCUGGCAGGGCUGCAGGAGCUGGGCUUCCUGGACACUGUAACCUACCUCAGUGGUGUCUCUGGGUCCACCUGGUGCAUGUCCACCCUCUACAGUGACCCAGCCUGGUCCCACGUGGCCUUGCAGGGCCCCAUUGAGCGUGCCCAGGCCCGAGUCUGCAGCAGCAAGAUGGGGGCAGUGUCCACAGAGCGGCUGCAGUACUACGCCCAGGAACUGGGAGCCCGUGAAAGCAGCGGCCACAGCGUUUCCCUCAUCGACCUGUGGGGCCUCCUUGUGGAGUAUUUCCUGUACCAGGAGGAAAACCCAGCCAAGCUGUCUGACCAGCAGGAGGCAGUCAGCCAGGGUCAGAACCCUUACCCCAUUUAUGCCAGUGUCAACGUCCGCACCAACAUCAGUGGGGAAGACUUUGCGGAGUGGUGUGAGUUCACCCCUUAUGAGGUCGGCUUCCCCAAGUAUGGGGCUUAUGUCCCCACUGAACUCUUCGGCUCUGAGUUCUUCAUGGGGCGGCUGAUGUGGUCCCGUCCAGAGCCCCGGAUCUGCUACCUGCAGGGUAUGUGGGGCAGCGCCUUUGCGGCCAGCCUGAAUGAGAUCUUCCUGAAGACCACCGGCUCCGGCCUCAGCUUCCUGGACUCGUACAGGGGCAGCGUAAACAUCAUGGAUGACUCGCAGAAGCUCUGGCUGCACGACUCCUCCCAGUUGCACACAAGGCUCUUCACCCCCCAGGGGCCCUUCUCCCAGGCUGUCCUGGACUUGUUUACCUCCCGCUUUACCUCUGCGGAGAACUUUAACUUCACCCGGGGCCUCUGCCUACACAAGGACUAUGUGGCUUGCAGGGAGUUCAUGGCCUGGAAAGACUCACACCCAGAUGCCUUCCCGAACCAGCUCACCCCCAUGAGGGACUGCCUGUGCCUGGUGGAUGGGGGGUUUGCCAUCAACUCUCCAUUCCCACUGGCUUUACUGCCUCAGAGGGCUGUGGACCUCAUCCUGUCCUUUGACUACUCCUUGGAUGCUCCUUUUGAGGUCUUACAGAUGACAGAGAAGUACUGCCUGGACCGGGGAAUCCCCUUCCCCAAGAUCGUGGUGUGUCCGGGGGACUUGGAGGAACCCCGCGAGUGCUAUUUGUUUACUAAUGCUGAGGACCCCCGCUCACCCAUUGUGUUGCACUUCCCCCUCGUCAACCACAGCUUUCGCACACACCUGGCCCCAGGUGUGGAGCGGCAAACAGCUGAGGAGAAGGCCUUCGGGGACUUUGUCGUCAACAGGCCAGACACCCCCUAUGGCAUGAUGAACUUUACCUAUGAGCCCCAGGUGUUUGCUCGGCUGGUGGCCCUGAGUCGAUACAAUGUUCUGAACAAUGCAGAGACCGUGAGGCAUGCUCUCCGGCUGGCUCUGGACCGGCGGCAGCAGGCUGGGGAGAGGGCUGGGGGCUGACCUGGGCUGGAGUCUGAGGACUGUGAUUGAGAAGAGGGGACACACUCACACAUGCUCUCCACGCCCCAAGUGCCACAAUUCCUCUUUCAAGCAGGGGCGUGUCUGCUGGAAACCUCACUCGUCCUGACUGUGAGAAGAAGAGCCUGGUUCUGGCUCCCAACUGGGAGGAGGGUGGCCUGGCCUUGGACCCACAGCCCUCCAGCUGGACAUGAGCAGCAAGGGCCAGGGCCAUGCUUUGGGCUGUCAUGGGGUGAGGGGCACCUUGGCUCUCCUUUCCUCCCUCCUCAUUGCUGCCGCCUAUGACAGGUGCUGCUCCUGCCUCUGGGCUCAAUAGUAAGAGGUUUACUUUGGAGCAGCUCUGGGCUGGCACCUGAGCUCUGAUCAUUGUCAUCACCAUGGCCACCAUCAGUGCCUUGUUUACUGAGAGCCUCCAGUCCAUGCGUCGUCUUUAAUGCCUCUAUAGCCGCAGGGUAUCUCUGGCCCCUGGCAAGUAAGGCCUGAGCGGGCAGGCAUUUUGUCUGUUUGCUCACUGCUGUAUCCCCAGUGCCUAAAGCCGGGCUGGCACAUAGUAGAUCCUCAGCAAAUAUAUGACAAAUAAAUGAAUAGGAGUCUACAUUCUAAUGGGAUGGAUCAUUACACGCCAGUGUGAAAAGGGGUGUGACACUCUUCUCCAGUGUCUUGUACCCCAUUCGGGGCCAUGAACCCUUUCACAAAGCUGAUUAAGGCCACAGGCCCUCUCCCAAGACAAAUGCACGUAGAUAUGAAAAGUUGCACACAGCAAGUCUCCAUUUCAGCUAUGUGACCCCCACCCUCAGGGCCCCAGGACCAGCAAGGUUUGUGAAGAAAGUAGGGUGUGGCUUGGCAGAGCUGGCGGGGCCGUCAUUCACAUGGAGGUAUAGCAAUGCCACUUAGGGUGAGAUUAGGUUUGGGGUUAGGUCCAAUUAUUCCCAAGACGCAGAGGUGAUAUCAGCCAGGGGAUAAGGAAACAUUACCAGGAUUGCACCUGGAAUCCAAGCAGAUUAGGGGGAAGGGGUAGAGUCAAAGGUGACUUGUCCAGUUUGGCUCCUGCUCCAGGUGAGGAGGGACCUGUGUUUGCGCCCAUCUCUCCUUUCAAAUGCCUUCUGGCACCAAUUGCAAUGCAGUUCACCACAGUGCAGUCUUUCUGACCCUGACUACAGGAGUUAGACCAGAGUUCAUAGAUUCAAGGCAUCCCCCCCAAAACAAAAAUGAAACUCAUUGCUAUUGAGUCAAUUCCAACUCAUAGUGACACUGUAGGGUUUCCAAGGCUGUAAUCGUUACGGAAGCAGACUGCCAUAUCUUUCUCCCCCGAAGCAGCUGGUGAUUCGAACUGCCUACCUUUUGGCUAGCA
Messenger RNA from Loxodonta africana (African savanna elephant), 3937 nucleotides. It is a transcript of the gene PLA2G4F, whose product is annotated as phospholipase A2 group IVF. Gene Ontology annotation, cellular component: ruffle membrane; cytosol; vesicle. The record is from RefSeq and is a predicted model, not a curated record. The coding region runs from base 16 to 2568 and encodes 850 amino acids. The transcript has 20 exons. Gene Ontology annotation, biological process: glycerophospholipid catabolic process. Gene Ontology annotation, molecular function: calcium-dependent phospholipid binding; calcium ion binding. NCBI's taxonomy places the organism in Eukaryota, Metazoa, Chordata, Mammalia, Proboscidea, Elephantidae.